Vigna radiata var. radiata (mung bean) is the source of this 1164-nucleotide messenger RNA. Its product is annotated as receptor-like serine/threonine-protein kinase At3g01300. Gene Ontology annotation, biological process: protein phosphorylation. Gene Ontology annotation, molecular function: ATP binding; protein kinase activity. The annotation marks the transcript as partial. The transcript is spliced from 5 exons. Lineage: Eukaryota; Viridiplantae; Streptophyta; Magnoliopsida; Fabales; Fabaceae. The record is from RefSeq and is a predicted model, not a curated record.
AUUGCAACUUGUUCCAAUCUUCGGAGAUUCAGUUUUCUCGAUAUUCAGAUUGCAACACAGAAUUUUGGUUGCAGGAAUUUUCUUGGUAGGGGAGGUUUUGGAACUGUGUUCAAAGGUUGGGUUGAUGAAAGAGGGGAUUCUGCAGCACCACCUGGAACAAUGAUUCCAGUAGCAGUGAAGACUCUAAACCCUAAUGGAUUUCAAGGUCAUAAGCAAUGGCUUGCUGAAAUUAAAUAUCUGGGUGAACUCUAUCAUCCUAAUCUGGUGAGAUUGGUGGGUUAUUGCAUGGAGGAAGAUAAAAGGGUACUCGUAUACGAAUACAUGAAUCGAGGAAGCUUAGAGAAGUAUCUGUUCCAAAGAGGAAGUGUGCGACUUCCAUGGCAUAUCAGGAUUAAAAUUGCAAUUGAUGCUGCCAAUGGUUUGACAUUUUUGCACGAGGAAGCUGCACGGGCUGUGAUAUUUCGAGAUUUCAAGACAUCCAAUAUCCUUUUGGAUCAGGAAUUCAAUGCAAAACUUUCAGACUUUGGGUUUGCAAAAGAUGCUCCAGUGGGAGAUAAAAAUCACGUGUCUACGGAGAUUAUGGGAACAGAAGGUUACAUAGCCCCUGAGUAUGUGUUGACAGGACACCUUACAUCGAAGAGUGACGUCUAUAGCUUUGGGAUGGUUCUCCUUGAAAUGUUGACAGGAAAAAGAGCUGUGGAUCAAAUGAGGCCUGCAAAAGAGAAAAACUUGGUGGACUGGUUGCGUCCUAGAAUAAGGAGAAGAGAGAAUUUUCAUUACGUGAUGGACCCUAAAUUUGAAGGGCAGUAUCCAAUCAGAGAUGCAUAUAGGGCAAUGAAGUUGGCCGUUCAGUGUCUUCGGCAUGAUCCAAGUGGAAGACCACUGAUGAGUGAAGUGGUUGGUGAGUUGAAGAAUUUGCUGGCUCGUGAUGAUGGCGUGUAUUCUGCUCCCUCAAUUUCACCAUCACCUGUACCAUCUCCUUCACCUUCAAUCCCAGCAACCUCACUUGGGAGAAUCCAUGUCGGUCCUUCCAACCAUGCUGCCGGUGCUGCUAACAAGUAUGGCCUUAGAACUGCUUCAGAACCGAACGUUCCACGGCGUUUUCAGGCCUCACCGGUCGUCCAAGACAGCCCUCUCACUCCACCUUCAUCCUAAGGGUUCAAC